Rotaria socialis is the source of this 1440-nucleotide messenger RNA. The record is from the annotation of a GenBank genome assembly. Lineage: Eukaryota; Metazoa; Rotifera; Eurotatoria; Philodinida; Philodinidae.
AUGGGCACAAAAAUAUCGAAAGACGAGCAUGAUCAUAAUUCUUCUCAAAAUACAAAUCCUUAUGAAAAUAUUCAUCGUGCUUAUGCAAAAUUAAAUCAUUCAUCGGGUCUUGUUACUCAUAAUGCAUCAUGUUUUACCAAUUAUGAAAUUAGAAAUUUAAAUAAAUAUAAACAGAUUAGCCAAAAGUAUUUAGAUCAAAAGAAAAUAAUUCAAUCUAGUCUUAUAAAAGCAUCUUCACCGAUUGAAAAGCCACAAACUCGUCAUUUAACUAAAGAAAACUCUCGUUAUAAUAAUACUACACAUGGUGUAAAACUUAAAUCCGAAAGAAGCCAUUCAGUCGUUCAACCAACACAUUCAAAUAAUCUAAUUACAGCUGAACAAAUAGUAAAAUGUCAUUCACAAAGGAGACGCCAAUAUAAACCAUUUUUAUCUCAAUCGUCUGAUGAUAUAUUUCAAGAUGAAAAUAAUCAAAACUCAUUGUCAACAAUAAAAACAAAUCAAUUCAUUUCUUCAAAGAAUAAAAAUCAACAAAUACCAGCUGAUUUGAAAUUAGUUUUAAUUAAGCAACAUGAUUUACAAAAUGCUCAUGAAAUCGGUAAAGGUAAUUUUGGUACUGUUUAUCAUGCAUUAUACAAAGGUACACGUGAUGUCGCAUUAAAAACAUUACAAUGUCAACGAAGGCAUUGUUCUAAUCGUACAAAAGCAUUAAUUGAAGAAAAUGAUGUUAAUAUGUAUGAAUUAUUUCAUGAAGCUCAUAUAAUGACACAUUUAAAACAUAUAAAUCUUCUUUGUAUUCUUGGUGUUAGUUCUUUUGGAAAAGAAAAACAAUUAAGUUUAGUGACAGAUUUUAUGAAAAAUGGUUCUUUAUUAAAUUAUCUUAAACAACGUCGAGAUAUUUUCAAUAAAUUAGAUUCCAAAGAUGUUAUACUAAAAUUAAAUUCAUUUUCAAAACAAAUUUUUCAAGCUAUGCUAUUUUUAGAAGAACGAAGUAUUAUUCAUAGAGAUUUAGCAGCAAGAAACUGUUUAAUUGAUCAAGACGAUACACUCAAAGUAGCAGAUUUUGGAUUAACCAAAUUAACUGAGUGUGGUUUAUACAAAGGUACUUCUCAUACAAUAUGUGCUAUACGUUGGACAUCACCUGAAGCUAUAUUUCUCUCACAAUAUACAUCACGUUCAGAUGUUUGGAGUUAUGGUAUAACACUUUGGGAAAUCUAUUCUUUAGGUGAACUACCUUUUGGUAAUACGAAUAAUAUUCGUUUAAAAACGCUUUUAAAAAAUCAAUCAGAAAAUCUUACUCAAUAUCUUCCUCAAUCAACUAAAUAUGGUUUUGAAAAAACAUAUACUGAUAUUAUUCUACCCUGUUUAUCGUAUAAUGUUAAUUUGAAACCCAACUUUCAUGAUUUAAUAGAACGUGUUCAAAUGAUUCUUCAUGACAAAUAA